This is a messenger RNA of Haliotis rubra (blacklip abalone), 3251 nucleotides long. Its product is annotated as RNA-binding protein 25-like. Gene Ontology annotation, molecular function: mRNA binding. NCBI's taxonomy places the organism in Eukaryota, Metazoa, Mollusca, Gastropoda, Lepetellida, Haliotidae. Gene Ontology annotation, cellular component: spliceosomal complex. Gene Ontology annotation, biological process: regulation of alternative mRNA splicing, via spliceosome; mRNA processing. The record is from RefSeq and is a predicted model, not a curated record.
CCCUUGAGCAUGUGCUUGUGACGUCACAACUGCAGUGGUGCAGCCAUUUGCAUUAGCUGUGUUUGGUGUAAAUUGCAACAAUCGUGGUUUCACUUGCCGGUUUGAUGUUACUUUAAAAGAUCUGGAUCAUGUCCUUUCCAUCAAGACAGCCUAUAGGGAUGCCUCCUAUGGGACCAGGAAUGAUGCAUCAAUCAGGCUAUGCCUUUGCUCCAAUGGGCAUGAUGCCAAUGGGCAUGGGAAUGAUGGCACCACCUCCGAUGAUGAGACCAAUCGUUGCAUCAUCUAGCUCAUCAAAUCAGAACAGCGUCAAGUCCUCCAAGAAGCUUGUUCCCCAAGAGAUACCAAAGGAUGACAAGAAAGAUGAGAAGCCACCUGUGACUACAGUAUUCAUAGGCAACAUCAGUGACAGGGCUCCUGACAUGAUGGUAAAACAGAUGUUACAGAGAUGCGGAAAUGUGCUCAGUUGGAAAAGAGUUCAGGGUGCUUCUGGAAAAUUGCAAGCUUUUGGUUUCUGUGAAUACGAAGAUCCAGAGGCCACAUUGCGAUGUAUUCGACUGCUCAAUGAAUGGAAUAUUGCUGAUAAGAAAUUAGUUGUGAAAGUGGAUGCCAAAACAAAAACAUUGUUAGAUGAAUAUCGAGCAAAAAAGAAAGCAAAAGAAGCCAGCUCUGAGAAUGGUGAUGAUAAGCAGUCUAAUGGAGAGAAAGAGGGAGAAGAAGAAACCAAACCUCUGGAAGAUGAUGAUGAACUCGAUGAGGAUGGAAAGCGAGAAGAUCGAGUGGCCAGAGCUGGGCUGGAGGCCAUCAUGAGAGAAUAUACAUUCGAAUUAUCAAAACCUUCAUACUCUGAACAAGACAAAGAACCUAAAGAAAGGCCAAAGAAGAAGGAAGACAAGGGAAUCAUAGCAGAUACGGGUCUUGAUGAUAUGGAACUGGAAGAAGACAAGCUUCAAAUAAUAAACAGGGAAAUCCAGUCCUUUCGUGAUUUACACAAGGAUGAGGAAGAAGAUGCAGAUGCCACAGAGCGUGAACGGCGGUCUGAAGAUAAACAAAGACGCCGUGAGCGAGAAAGAAUGAGAGAAAAAGAGAGGGAAAGAAUGAGGGAAAGGGAAAAGGCUUUAAGAGAAAAAACACGAUCCCGGUCUCGGUCACCAUCACCAAGAAGAUCAAGAAGACGAUCUAGAUCACGUGACAGAUCAAGAGACAGAUCAAGAGAAAGGAGGAAGGAAAGAGAAUUGGAGGAAGAGGAAGAAGCUUAUGAGAGAAGGAAGCUGGAAAAAAAGCUUAGAGAGAAAGAGGCGCGGCAUACCAGGAGAUUGAAAAACUGGGAGGCAAGAGAAAGGAAGAAAUCUCGAGAAUAUGACAAAGAGAAAGAGAGGGAAGAGGAGAGAAAAGCAGAAGAGCAAAGAGAAGCAAGAAGGUUGAAAGAAUUCUUAGAAGAUUACGAUGAUCUCAGAGAUGAUCCUAAGUAUUUCAAGGGCAGUGCAUUAGCUCGAAGACUGAAGGAGAGAGAAAAAGAGAAGGAAGCUGACUCCAGAGAUAGACAGAGGGAAAAGGAAGAAUAUGAAGAACUGCGAAGGAAGCUCAUGGAGGAAGGUCAUCCUGAUCCAGAUGCAGAACUUGCUAGGCUGGAGAAAGAACGUGAGGAGCACCUGCAGCCCCGACUACAUAUACAAGAAUCCGAACCAUCCACACCAGAGAAGGAGGUUGUGAAGGAGGAACCCCCACCACCACCACCAGUUGUCCACAACUCUGACUCAGAUUCUAAAUCUAAGAUGCAACCAACACUGAAGCCAGUGGAAGUGAAAGCAUCACCUCCAUCAAAUGAAGCUAGUUCGUCAGAUGAAGACACGAGAGGCAGCUUCCCUAGUGUCAAUUACUCAGAUGACAGCCAGCAACCCAUCAUAAACCAAGCCAUGAAGGAUGAACCUACUAAACUGGGCUUCAGUGGUCUCAAGCUGGGGUCAGCAAGUCCAAGCGAAGGAAGUGGCACCAAGAGGAAGAAACUGACAGUGGGGGAUGUAUUUAAUCAAGAUGAUGAGGACAGUAUGGACUCAAAGAAGAGGAAGUUGAUUCCACUGGAUUAUGAUGAAGAGAAAGGGGACAAAAAGCCAUCUACUGCAGAGGAAAAGCGACAGCGCAUUAAACACCUUAUCGAAAGCAUUCCCACAGCCAAAGAUGAAUUGUUUAACUACAAACUUGAUUGGAAUAUUGUGGACCAGAGUCUGAUGGACAAGCGCAUCAAACCAUGGGUGAACAAGAAGAUCAUUGAGUACAUCGGAGAGGAGGAACCAACGCUGACAGACUUUAUCUGUCAGAAGGUUGUUGCCAGGAGUACACCACAAAGUAUACAGAAUGAUGUAGCCAUGGUUCUGGAUGAAGAAGCAGAAGUGUUUGUGGUCAAAAUGUGGAGAUUAUUAGUGUAUGAGACAGAAGCCAAGAAGCUGGGAUUGGUCAAGUGAAAUUGGCUGAACCUUUUAUACAUGAUUUUGAGUGGACGGAUACAUGAAAGAAGAAUGCCUGCUGAAUGGGAGAAUGUUUGUAUUAUGCUAUAAGUGCUGAGUGACAUCGCUUGUGGAGCGACGUGCAGAGACAAUGUGCAACUAUUACUGUCAGUAUAGGAUGUUAUGUCAGCUGCUGUUGGCAGAGUGGAACCUUGAAACCACCUGUAUAGACUUUUUCACACAUAUUUCAGGUCUUGUCCCAUCUGUAACUUUGAAUUACUUUUGAGAUAUGUCAAAGAAAUGUCUGUGUUCACAAAAUUCCAGAUUCCAGAUAUUCUGUCAAAUAAUGUAUUGACAUUACACUUGUUUCUGGAAAAUAUUUAAAAACAAAAAUUUCACUUCACAAUUGUGAAUUUGGGGUUUGUGCUGUCAUCUGGUUGUUUCUUGACUAUCAUGUGUACAAGAUCUGUUAUGAACCAGAAACUAUCAUAUGUUUCCAGUGUUUCUCAUGCUCUGGGAAAGAUGAAUGAUUUGAAACAUAACUCUGAAACGGACAUUUUUUAAGAUUCCAGUGUAAAUAUGUGGGUAUCAAUCAUUUCAUCAACUACAUCGAUUGUGAUUUUCAUUUUUGUAUGUGAAGAUUCUUAAUUCCCCAAUGAAACACAUCAUUUCUUUGGCUUACCAGAACUUAAUUCACAUUCAUUCCCUGUAAUGUGAUGGCUCCUGCUAGGUCAGUGCUGUCUCACAAUUGUAUACAUUCUGUCUUAUUGUGUAACAUCCUACAUGGCAGCAAUAAAUGUAAAUAACUGA